AUGGUAUCUGCAAACGACGUUCAGCGUCUCUUUCUCCAAGGUAUAUUUUCACGUAGCAUUCUUUCCUUCAAGCACGCUCAGGUCCUCUGGGAAAAAUGUAUCGAUGCUGUCAAAGUUGCAAACCCGACAUUGGAUAUUCGUUUUUCAGACAAAAGAGAGGACUGGGAUCUCUUCGUGAUCAGUAUCAAUAAUUCUCUCAAUUGCCUGGACCUUGAGUUUCGGCAUCUGACAGAUGAACAGACUGGCAGGGAAAUAUACGCUAUGGUGAACAGCAAGGAUGAUGAAAUUGCACAGAUGGCUACAGAUUACACACCAGUUGAAAUCGCCUACUUCAAGGCAGUCGUGGAGCAAAUCAUGCUCGCCCCGCAUGAGGCGUACUCUGUAUCCUCAUUGCUCGCCCUACGCGAAGUCAACUCUCUCAAGACAAACAUGACGAAAGCGCAAGCUGAAAUCGUGCUCGGUAGUUUUGUCGCCAAGGGGUGGUUGUUAAAGAGCAGGCGAGGUCGCUAUUCCCUCUCAACACGCACGUUGCUGGAACUACUUCCAUACCUCAAAAACUCAUAUUCCGAAGAGUGUCUUGAAUGCGUCAUAUGCUAUGAGAUCGUUACUCGUGGCGUCGCCUGCAGCACGCAGAAUUGCAAGGCACGUUUGCACUACCACUGUUGUAGGAAGUAUCGCAGUCGGAAUGCCAAGUGUCCAGCUUGUUCGCAAGAUUGGCCACAGGACCCCAAGAAUAUGACCCCUGUUGGCGAAGAAGCCAUCAAGGAUGGUCAAGACGAGGGACGCCGUGUACGGAGGAAAAGUACUGAGGAUGGAAGUGAUGAGGAAGACGAAGAGGAGAUGGAAGUGGAGCCUUCGCAACCAUUACAGACGCAGACUCAGUCACAGCGAAAAGAUAUGGAUGUGGACGACGACGAAGACGAAGAAGACGAAGACGAAGCCCCACAGCAGACACAAGGAAACGGGCGCCGUCGCACGACGCGCACUCGCUGA
Molecule: messenger RNA, 993 nt
Organism: Suillus subaureus
Lineage: Eukaryota; Fungi; Basidiomycota; Agaricomycetes; Boletales; Suillaceae
Product: Nse1 non-SMC component of SMC5-6 complex-domain-containing protein
Exons: 7
Coding region: 1-993 (330 amino acids)
Biological process (GO): DNA damage tolerance; double-strand break repair via homologous recombination
Cellular component (GO): Smc5-Smc6 complex; nucleus
Molecular function (GO): ubiquitin-protein transferase activity
Source: RefSeq, a predicted model, not a curated record